Molecule: messenger RNA, 1647 nt
Organism: Fusarium keratoplasticum
Lineage: Eukaryota; Fungi; Ascomycota; Sordariomycetes; Hypocreales; Nectriaceae
Product: RING-type domain-containing protein
Exons: 6
Coding region: 1-1647 (548 amino acids)
Biological process (GO): reciprocal meiotic recombination; regulation of DNA-templated transcription
Cellular component (GO): synaptonemal complex
Molecular function (GO): ubiquitin protein ligase activity; DNA-binding transcription factor activity, RNA polymerase II-specific; zinc ion binding
Source: RefSeq, a predicted model, not a curated record
AUGUCGCCCUCGAAUCCCAAACUCGCCGCUGGCGGUGCGUUUCACACGUUCCAAGGGGUCAUCCCCAAGAAGCAGCCCGCUCCUUCGAGUAGCACAAGGCCCAGGGUUGCCGGUGCCAGACGAAUAACGACUCCCCAUGCCUGCACAGAGUGCAAGAGACGCAAAAUCCGCUGCGAUGGCAAGCUGCCAUGUGGUCAAUGCAUCACCAGCCGAGCUCCCAAGAGCUGCUCAUACGACAAGCACCGACAGCGACUGAUUCCGUCCAGGAAAGCCCUCGACACCUUGUCUCAGUCCCUGGAGGAGUGUCGCUCAGUCCUUCGACGCCUCUAUCCAAAUCACGAGGUGUCUACUCUCCUGCCAUUGACCACGCAGGAGCUUAUCGAGCUCUUGGCCCGACCGCAAAGCAGAAGUGACGCUGCUCUACCGUCACCGCCCCUCGAAACCGCCUUUCUGAAGCAAGAGACAUCGCCCACACAGUCUGAGCCGAUUCUACCACUGCCAUCGUCUCUAGAGGCCGAUCUUGACACACUGAUUGGAGAGCUCGAGUUUGAGAUACCAUCCGAGCAAUUCGGGGGGGAAGGGAUGGCCAGCCUCCUCGCCCAACAAUCAUGGUGGGAUUUCAAUGCGAAGCAAUGGGACUCGGUGCAAGCACCAUCCUUCGGCGAAGGUCAGGUAUACGGCGCCGGGGUUGCUGGACCCUCAAUCCCAACUCAGAACUCGGUAUUCAAGGACGAGCACAGCAUCUACAGCUCACUUGGCUUGAGCCACAUUUUCUGCUUGGAGUGCGCUGAGCGGUUGGGGAUCACCGGACAAGAAACGGAACGCCGCAACACAUGCCCUGCCUGUCACUCACACUUCAACAACACCGAUGAUGCCGUCAUUACGAACCUCAGCCCGAGCGAAGAAUACAAGACAACCAUCCUGAGCGGCCUGAGUCCCAACAUCGUCAUGGAGUGUACCAGUCGAGCCCUCAGCUUCUGGGCCUACCAAACUACUCAAGAUAUGUACUACCAACAGUAUCUCUACAAGACACUUGCAGAAAAGUACUCUGCCCUCAACAUUCGACUCGAGAAGACUGUAAGCGAUGCAAACACGGAAAUUGACGGGCUCCAGCACAGGUUGACUGGCAUGACAGCGGAGCAGGACGCCUUGCGACGCAAGAACGAAGAGAUCGGCCAGGCAUACAAAGAAAAGGCUCGCAAGGUCCUUCAGUUACAAGAGCUCUAUGACAAGGUCAAAAGCAGGGCUGAACUCUGUCAAAUCCGGAAGGCGGCCUCGGAUGAUGUUGACUUGACCCUCGACACACCAUCUCAGCUUAACCAAGGCAUUUCAGGAAAUAACGGAGUACCCGAAAGCGAUAAUACUCCUGCGUUCAGCCAGCGCCGAGCCAACGGCUCGGGUAUGAACACAGGCAUGCCUCGAAGCUACCCAGCCGUCACGAGGGAGAGCACUCUUUGGCCGCGAGUGGGGGGCGCAUCUCGCUUGAAGCUGAGUCCACAGCAACACCGCUUGGAGGCUUUCGUCAUCGAGGAAUGGGAGGAGUAUCAGCAAGGACUUCAACGCCAGUACCUGUCGUUGGGAACAUUAGACCAUCCACGGCAACUGAUUUUGUGCCCCCUCGCAAUCAUUACCCGGGAAUUGGUAUAA